AUGAGUGCUAAUUCUCCUGAGAUAGAAGGGCUAAUAAGAGAGCUAGAUGGCAGCCUAACAGCUUUCGAACAGCUAUUGAACAGUAUCAACAAUUUCAACCAUGAUGACCGAGAAAGGAAGUUGAAGAAAUGUCAGAUUUAUAUCACCUCAAUUCGGACAACCAAGGAUGCUGUACAAUUGGAAGCGCGCAGCUUGCCUCCCAUGGCCUUGCCGAAUCUGCAGGACUCCAUGCGCAAACGUAUGGCUAGAUUUAAACAAUGCGUUGACCUUUACGAACAUAAGAAAAUGGAGAUAGAUAGAGAUGUAUUGCAGGCAGACGACACUGACUAUGGCGUGGCGGGAACAGUGAGGAACGACGUUCAGCAGCUUGCCGCUCAAGGUGACGCCCUGCAGGAUCAGACAGAUGCUGCGAUCACCAACAUGGCCGGGCUGGUUACCGAUGCACAGGAGAUCGCCGAACAGACAGACGCAAGGUUAGAUGCGCAGACCGCCCAGAUGCAAGGAAUCGCUGUCCAAUUGGGUAACGUUCAAAAUAAUACCAAGGCAGCAGGGAAAACCGUAGCUAACAUUGCCCGGGGCGCCGCCAGUGAUCUAUGUAUCCAGAUUCUCUGCGGUGGGAUCGUGGUAUGUACAAUCACCAUUAUUAUUCUCGUCAGUGUCUAA
Molecule: messenger RNA, 663 nt
Organism: Gregarina niphandrodes
Lineage: Eukaryota; Apicomplexa; Conoidasida; Eugregarinorida; Gregarinidae
Product: putative transmembrane protein
Exons: 4
Coding region: 1-663 (220 amino acids)
Source: RefSeq, a predicted model, not a curated record